AUGGUCAAUUACCAUAAAUCUAGUAUUUGUUAUAGCAAGAACACAUGCAGUGGGGAUAGGGAGAUGGUGGCGCAGAUCCUAGGUGUUGCCCAAGCUCCGAAUUUUGGAAAAUAUCUGGGAUUACCGGCUUUUGUAGGGAGGAAUAAAAAGGCUGCUUUUGCAUAUAUUGAGGAUAAGAUCAGGCAAAGAAUCAGCUCGUGGAAUAAGAAACUCUUAACGCAGGCAGGUAAAGAGGUAUUAUUGAAAAGUGUAGCCCAGGCAAUGCCUACUUUCUCAAUGAGUGUUUUUCUAUUGCCUGUAUCGGUCUGUGCGGCUAUUGAACGAACAAUGAAUCGAUAUUGGUGGGGAUCAGGAACUGACAGGGGUAUUCAUUGGAAGGCAUGGGAUAAAUUGUGUGCACCCAAGAAAUAUGGAUGCCUAGGUUUCAAGGAUCUGAAGGCAUUUAAUUUGGCUAUGUUGGGGAAACAGGCUUGGCGUUUCCUAACAAAUACUGACUCAUUGGUGUGUGUACAAAGCUAG
This is a messenger RNA of Ipomoea nil (Japanese morning glory), 519 nucleotides long. RefSeq lists its product as uncharacterized. The transcript has a single exon. The coding region runs from base 1 to 519 and encodes 172 amino acids. Lineage: Eukaryota; Viridiplantae; Streptophyta; Magnoliopsida; Solanales; Convolvulaceae. The record is from RefSeq and is a predicted model, not a curated record.